Portunus trituberculatus (swimming crab) is the source of this 11695-nucleotide messenger RNA. It is a transcript of the gene trio, whose product is annotated as kalirin-like. Gene Ontology annotation, cellular component: cytoplasm. The transcript is spliced from 49 exons. Gene Ontology annotation, molecular function: protein binding; sequence-specific DNA binding; protein kinase activity. The record is from RefSeq and is a predicted model, not a curated record. Bases 673 to 10446 code for a protein of 3257 amino acids. Lineage: Eukaryota; Metazoa; Arthropoda; Malacostraca; Decapoda; Portunidae. Gene Ontology annotation, biological process: protein phosphorylation; regulation of DNA-templated transcription; axon guidance.
UCGGGCUGGUUGGCUGGUUGGCGGGGAGCACCAGCACACAGAGGCCACCAGCAGCCAGCGGCCAGCUGUCUUCAGUGUGUUACUAGCUAGUGGCGGAGGAACAUCGGUGCGCGCGCUCGCCUCUCAUCCCUGUGUUUAGGAGCUGUGAUAAGUGUAUUUUGCGAAGCCCUUAGACAACUACUGAGUGAUAAUCAUUUACCUGUGUCUAAUUAACCUGAGUGUGUGAGGUAAAAGCAAAAUAUACCAAGAAAGUGACCUUGAGCUUACCCUAGUAUAAAAACACCUGUUAGUGAAGCCAGGUGUGUUACUACAGGUGCGUCGAUAAUCAUACAGGUGCAGUGAUAAGAGAAUGAAAAGUGACGAGUGAGAAUUUAAAGGUCCACAUGUGUGUUACUAAGAACAGUGCCUUACGUGACGGAGGUGCUGAAGUGGUGCUGAAGGAGUGCUGAGGCCAUGGGGGUGUGCUCCUGAGUGCUGAGUGGCGGGAGAAUGAGAAGGAGAGGCGUGCAGGAAGAGAGAAAGAGGAGGGAAAAGAUUGGCAGGAAGUUACGACGAGGAAGAAAUAGAGAUUGAAAGCAACGCCAGGAGAGGGAGGAGGAGGAGAAGGAGGAGGAGGAGGCGCAAGGGAUUUGUUACUUGACCUAGCCUGACCUCGCGCGACCUCAUGUCAAGAUGUCGUCGGUACAGGAGCAGCAGAAGACAGUUCCGAAGCGGAUUGAUGGGCUGAGGGCCAAGGAGGUUAUGAGCAUCCUGCAUGAGAAGGUUGCGUUUCUGUCUGGAGGACGUGACCAGCGGCCCGGCCCCAUCCUCACCUUCCCAGCCAGCACACGGCGGGAGCGUCUCAAGCACGAUGAUUACCGUCCCCUCCUGCAGUACCUCAUGCAGAUCCCAAAUGAUGAAGUUCGGGAAGCAGGAUUUACAGUCAUCAUAGACAUGAGAGGGUCAACAUGGAACACUGUGAAGCCCAUCUUGAAAGAAUUAGCUGAGAGUUUUACCCCUCACAUUUAUGCAGUGUACAUAGUUAAGCCCGACAACUUCUGGCAGAAGCAGCGAACUAGUAUAGGCAGUCACAAGUACAAGUUUGAGACAAAUUUGAUAAGUGUAGAGACGCUAGCCAAGACCAUAGACCCCAGCCAACUCACAAAUGACUUUGACGGGACUCUCGCCUAUGAUCACAACACCUGGAUUGAGCUGCGGCUGGCGGUGGAGGAGUUCACGUGGGAUGCCAACGAGCUGCUGGACCAGCUGGAGGAUGUCCGGGACGAGCUGCAGCAGAGCGACUUUGCUGACGAUGUGAACGGUGCCAAGCGGGCCAUCGAGAGGCAUAAAGAGAUGCACCAGAAGGUCCCGGGCAACGAGAUUCACAAGCUGGACCUGACUGGCCAAAUGUUACUGCAGAGGUUAAACUGUGAUGAAGGGAGUGGAUAUGACUCUGGUUACUCAGGGCGGGACAGUGCAUCCAGCCUCAUCCUCAACAAUCCAGACUUACAGAACAGUAUUCCCCAGAUCCUCAGUUUGAUGGAGUCGCUCCACCAGGCACAGCAGCACGUCCAGCAGCUGUGGCAGCAUAAAAAGAUGAGGCUUGACCAGUGCUUCCAGCUUAGACUCUUUGAGCAAGAUGCAGAAAAGAUGUUUGAUUGGGUGUAUCAUAAUCGUGAAGAGUUCCUAGUCAAUUACGUAGCAAUAGGUCAUUCAUAUCAAGUAUCGAAAAGUCUUCAGGAAGCCCACUCCCAGUUCACAGUAGCUUGUCAGAAAGUGUACAUGAACAUCAACAGGAUACUGAGCGUUGCCUCAAGACUCAUGGAGACAGGUCACUAUGCCGCUCAGCACAUAGGUAACGUGGCUGCCAAACUGGACCAGGUGUGGAAGGAGUUUGCAGCAGGUCUCGAUGAGAGAUCCUCCGUGUUGGCUCUGUCUGUCAUGUUCCACCAGAAAGCUGAACAGUAUAUUGAGAGUGUACCAACAUGGGUGGAGAACUGCAAGCUUGUCAGUUUGCCGUCAGACAUCAUGACUCUGGAGGCGACCAUCCACCACCACCUGUCUCUCUAUGAGACCAUGUGCCAGGCGUACACUGAGGUGCACAGUACCAGCAAGAAGCUUCUCUACCAGCUGGACCACUUGGUACAAAUCUGUAGCCAGCUGCGACGUGAUGGCCAGAUGCGAAGCAAGCACAAGAAGCCACGUGGAAAGCCAUCUGCGUAUUCUGUGAGCCCUGACGGGAAGGUGGUGUACCGGGGAGGGCCGCACCAGCAGCAGCGGGGGUCAGGGAACAGUGGUAGUGCUGCGUCAGACUACUCGGAGGGGGCGAGUCACGUUCUGGCGGUCAUUCAUGAAAUCCUGGGUCACCACCGAGCUGUGGAGCAGCGGUGGUCAGACAAGAAAGUCAAGCUACACCAAAGAUUGUCAUUACGACUUUUUCAGGAGGAUGUGAAGCAGGUUCUGGACUGGCUGCAGACACACGGAGAGGUUUUCCUCCAGAAGAAUCCUGGAAUUGGCCGCAACCUUGCCAAGGCACGAAUGUAUCAGAAAAGUCAUGAACACUUUGAAAACGUUGCUCAGAACACCUACACCAACGCGGAGAAGCUGCUGCAGGCGGCGGAGGAGUUGGCACACACCGGGGAGUGCAAUCCAGAGGAGAUCUACAAUGUGGCGCAGACCCUGGACACUCACAUUGCCAGGUUUGCUACUCGGGUGCAGAAACGACACAGACUGCUCAGCAUGGCUAUUUUGUUCUACACUCAUGAGAAGGAGCUGUUGUCUUGGCUGGAAGAAUUGAUCUCAGAAUUGGAGAGUGAUGAGAGGAUAGAUGAAAACUGUGAUUCUGUAGAGGCAGCAGAAAGACUCCUUGCUCAGAUGACUUCUCAGAGGGACUCCACAUUGGAUGCCUGUGUCUCCACCACCCAUGAAGGGGAAGGUCUUCUCAAUGAGCUGAGGUCAGUGAAUGUGACGUCGGACGCUGGCUGCAGCUCCAUAGAGGGGGUGGAGGAGGCCCUGGAGAGGCUGGUCAAGAAACGAGAUGAAUUGGAGAAUCUGUGGGCCACUAGAAAGCUGCGUCUUGAUCUCCUCCUGCGACUGAGACUGUUUCAGAGAGACUCCGUGGAAAAAUUGACUCAGCUUGACAUGUGGGCCGAGGAACUUCAGAACACAGACUUUGGGAGGGACAUUGCAGACGCUGAGAGAAUGCUGGUGCUUCACAACGACUCUGCCUCACACAUGCAGAACACCACAUACCAGGUGCUGCAGAGUGGGCAGGAACUCCUCCAGCUGCUGGAGACCUCGGGAAUCCAGAUCCGUGCUGACGAGGAGUCGGACUCCGUGAGUAAGGUGUCCAUGAUCCUUGAGUGCAUUCAUGAGCGUCUGAUGGACAUCGAAGUUCUUGUGGACAUGAAGAGAGUCAAGCUAGAGCAGUGUGUUCAUCUCCUACAGUUUGAAAGUGAAGCCAACCAGGUGAUUAGUUGGAUACGUAAUGGCGAGCAAGUGUUGGCUGGCAGCUUUACCAUCCCAAGCUCUCUGGCCGAUGCAAAUGCUUUGUCACAGGAACAUGAGCAGUUUCAGGUUGCCAUAGAAAAGACUCAUGCGGCUGUGGUACAAAUACGUGAUAGAUCCUCUGCCUUGCUGAUGGCCAAGCACUACAGUCCAGAGCAGGUGAUGGAGAUAGAGUCCAACGUCACCAAGAAGUGGGAAAAGCUGGUCACUUGUGCAGAGGACAGGUACAAGCUGGUCCAGGCGUCAUUCUCCUUCUACAGCACGGUACAGAGGGUGUGUGAGGCGCUGGGGAGUCUAGAGAAGGAAUACCGGUGGGACGGGGAUUGGUGCCAGAAGGAAUUGGCUGCAUCUAGUCAAGAGGAACAACAGCAGUCUCAGCAGCAGAAUAAGACUGACCAGCAACAGAAAACAGAGCAACAACAGCAACAGCAGCAGCAGCAACAACAGCAACAGCAGCAGCAACAACAACAGCAGCAGCAGCAACAACAGCAACAGCAGCAGCAACAGCAACAACAACAACAGCAGCAGCAACAACAGCAGCAGUCCUCAGGCCAAGGCAAAGACAAAGCAGCCUCUAUCUCCUUUAUGAUUGACAGGCACCAAGAGCAGAAGGAAGCCUUCCUGAAGGCGUGCACGCUGGCCAGACGCACGGCAGAGACCUUUCUUAAGUAUUCCAAUCGAUCUCAGAACUAUUACAGCAUGAAAGCUGACCACGGCUCCCGGGGCCCUGAAGCCAAGGUGAGGGUCAUUCUAGACAAUCUCAUGGCUCAGGAGAACAAAGUGUUGGACUUCUGGACUCGGAAGAAGAACAAACUGGACCAGUGUCAACAGUACAUUCUGUUUGAGUUGUCAGCCCAGCAAGCCCUGGACUGGAUAAAGGAGACUGGUGAACUGUACCUGUCCACACACACCAACCUUGGUGACACCCGGGAGGAGACCGAGCGGCUCCUGAGGGAGCACAACGAAUUCAAAGGAACAGCCAAGGACACGCGGGACAGGGUGAAGAUGCUGCUCCUGAUGGCAGAUUCACUGGUGGAGAAGGGCCAGGCCCAUGCCCCAGCCAUCAAGGACUGGGUGGCCAGGGUGGACAAGACCUACAAGAACUUUUCUGUCCAAAUGGACCACUACCGCCUGCAGCUCGAGAGUCGUCUGGGCAUCCAGAGUGAGGACAGCAAGGUCUCCCUCUCUCUGGACCGCCACAGUGAUCCUUCUCUGGAGAACAAGGUGGGGGCUGUGGUCACCGUUGCUCAAGUGGCCAACAAAGAAGUGAGUGAAGAGCGACGCAAGUCUGCACGCAAGAAGGAGCUGAUCAUGAGAGAACUGCUCAACACAGAGCGUGUGUACGUCAAGGACUUGGAGGUGUGCAUCAAGACCUACCUGCACGAGACCCGUCUUCCCACCGCCCCUCCAGCCCUGCAGGGCAAGGAUGGAAUCAUCUUCUGUAACAUGGAAGAGAUCCUACAAUUUCACAAAAACACUUUCCUACAAGAGAUAGAAAAGUACCAGUGCAUGCCUGAGGAUGUGGGUCACUGUUUUGUCACCUGGGCUGCCAAGUUUGAUGUGUAUGUCAAGUACUGCAAGGCUCAGCCAGAGUCUAAUCGCUUGCUGGUGAGCCAAGCUGGAGCCUUCUAUGAGGAGGUGCAGCGUAAGCAUGGCGUGGAGCACCCCAUUCCUGCCUACCUCAUUAAGCCCGUGCAGAGGAUCACAAAGUACCAGCUGCUGCUCAAGGAGCUGCUGUCCUGCUGUGAGGAUGAGAACCAAGGUGAAAUCAAGGAUGGUCUUGAGGUGAUGCAGAAUGUCCCCAAGAAAGCCAAUGAUGCCCUCCACCUCUCCAUGCUGGAGGGCUGCGACGUGCUUCCUGACUCUCUGGGGGAGGUCAUUCUGCAGGACAGUUUUCAGGUCUGGGAUCAGCGGCAAUUGAUCAGAAAAGUGCGCGAUCGUCACAUUUUUCUGUUUGAUUUGUACCUUGUGUUCUGCAAGGAGGUGCGUGAUCCCAGUGGAAACAAAACCAAAUAUGCCUACAAACACCGCCUUGUCACCUCAGAGCUGUCUGUCACGGAGCACACUGAAGGAGAUGAGUGUAAAUUUGCUGUGGGGACUGCAAGAACUGGAGUCAGUGAUGGCAAGAUGAUCCUCCGGGCCAACACUCUAGAGGCCAAGCAGACGUGGGUGAGGAAGCUGAGGGAGGUGAUCCAGGAGACGUACUUCAGCUCUGCACUUCCUCUCACCAUGGUCAAGUCUCCUGCCAAGACACCCAAGCAGAACCGUGCCAGUCGAGACUUGGAGGAAUCUAUAGAUGAGAGUGCUGAGAACACUGACCGCAACUCUCUGGCCUCCUUCUCCUCCUCCAACACAGACUCCGACAAGGGAGGCGGCGAGGUGACAUGGGUGCUGGAGGACUGGAGCGGCACUGGGGCUGGGGAGCUGACAGUCACCCGCGGGCAGCAGGUGGAGGUGGUGGAUCAGCCCCCCGCCCAUAGCCCCGCCCGCGACCCGUCUGAGUGGGCGUAUGUGCGGCUGUCCCACGCCCACGACCAGGAGGGCCAUGUUCCACUCAGCCUCCUUCGCCAACCCCCCAAACAGCAGCGCUCUGACCUCGAUCUGUCAGAGGGCGUGGCGGGGAGCGGCGGGGAGGGCCCUGGAGGCACCGCUCCUGCUGGCGGCGGAUCCUCCCCCGUCACCAAACGCAAGGGCUUCUCCAGUCGAAAAUGGUUACCUCCGCCCUUACGGAAGCUGAGCCAAGGGCGUGUGGACCGCGUGACGUCGCCUUCGGCCACAUCGCCCGCGACUGAUACCGCCCACCCUAAGGAACCGCACGCCCACAAGCAGAUCAGGAAGGCUUACUCGGAACGGCGGUUUAAGGUGAGCGAGAGACAUGACCCCCGCAGGUGGCAGGGCCCGGCCACGGUCGGCAGUGCUGGUGACAUGGGGAACAAGCCAGGUACUCAGAGCCAGUCGGAGGAGGAAACAGAGGUGGUCCCAGCAGCUCGUGUACCCCCCCUCACGUCACAUCCAGACAGUGCAUCCGGCCCAAGUCGCUCCCUCUCAGUGGAGAAUGGGGAGGAAGGAGAGCUGGAGAUGGAGCUGCCACCCCCCAUGAAGGUAUUGGAGCAGCCCACGGCUGUAGCAGCGGCUCAGGGUGGUCAGGGCACUGCCGCUGCCGCCUCUGGGCCACCCAUGCCUCCCCUUGACAACAUUCUCACUGACGUCCCCACAAGAUCAACCAGUGUCGCCUUGAAGACAGCUGAAGGAACCACCACAGACCUUGCAACAGAAAUAGAAAACAUUGUCAAGGAAAAGAUGGAACAACACUCAGAAACCAGUGAGCUCCUGAAGGAGUGGCGGAGUUCAGGUGACGGGUGUUCCGGGGACGAGGCCUCAUCCCCCGUGCCCUUGACCUCACAGCUGUCAGAUGAUGCAGAUCUGGGGGCAUCAGCCCUACCUCAUUCACUCCUUGUACAAGAUACUAGUCCAGGGGAUUGUGAUAUGACCAAGGAGCAAAGAGAACUUCACAAGCGGCAGUUUGUUGUGGCAGAGCUGGUGGAGACAGAGCGCCUAUAUGUUAGGGACUUGGCAGACGUGGUGGAAGGCUACAUAGCAGAGAUGAGAAACCCAGACUCUGAGAUGAAAAUGCCAGAAAAUCUCAAGGAUGGAAAAGACAAGAUGGUGUUUGGAAACUUGGAGGCUAUUUAUGAAUGGCACAGAGAUUUCUUCAUGAAAAACAUCGAACGAUGCUUAGAGCAUCCAGAAGAAAUUGGGCCAGCGUUUCAGCGCAGUGAAAAGAGGCUACAGAUUUAUGUCAAAUACUGCCAAAACAAACCCAACUCAGAGCACAUUGUCUCAGAGUUCUCUUACUAUUUUGAGGAGAUCAGGCAGAAGCUGGGCCACAAGCUGCAGCUGCCAGACUUGCUGAUCAAGCCUGUGCAGCGAUUGAUGAAGUAUCAGCUGCUGCUGCGGGACAUCCACAAGCAUACUGAGAGGGCAGGGCUGACGCAGGAGGCUGAGAGCAUCAAGAGAGCCCUCAACAUCAUGAUUGUUGUACCCAAGGCAGCCGACGACAUGAUGAACGUUGGGAGAUUACAAGGGUUUGAUGGCAAUAUCAUGUCACAGGGAAAACUGCUGUUGUAUAGGCCGCUGGUCUGCUGCGAGGGCACCUCUGCUCAUAAUUUCCGUGGAAAAGAUUUGAUAGUGUUCCUCUUUGAGCAGUCUAUCAUAUUUUCUGAAAGUGGCAGGAAGAAGAAUCAGUUUUCCAACCCAGUUUAUCAAUAUAAGAGUCACCUACAGGUUAACAAAAUGAGCUUAAUUGAAAAGGUAGAGGAUGGGGAUCCAUUAAAAUUUCUUCUGAAAUCCACUGAUCCCCACAAGCCCCACCUUGCCUUCAUCUGUCAAGGGGCCUCGGAGGAUGACAGGAACCAGUGGGUGUCACAGAUUCGCCACUUACUGCAGACCCAAAAAGACUUUCUCAAGGCCAUUCAGUAUCCAAUAGCUUACCAAAAGGAGCAGACCAAGAAUGUGGUGGACACUCCGGGACGAGGCACCACCUGGAACUCCUCUCUCCGUAAGACCCUCAGCCAGCCUCCCAUCCACCACUGCGCUCCCACCACCAAGAAGAAAGCCAACACCAUUGAUAUUCCUGCCAGUCAAACUUGUCUCCACAGCUCUUCAACCUCUCAUCCCAGUGCAAGCAACAAACCUCCCCCACCCCCACCAGCACCUCCUGUCUCCAGCAAUGCCACCGGGAUACCCUCAUACAUACCCAUCAAGAAGGACAGCUCUCUAGACAAGCUCGAAGCUCCCUCUAGUCCACCAAAACUAAAGAAGAACUUUUUUGAUGGCUUCCGAAAUACACUGCGUCCCAGGUUGAAACUGGGACAAGACGAGGGUGGAGAAGGGACGGAAAGCUUCCCAACAUCCCCAAGGCAGGAAAGCAAAGACGACAGUUAUCACAGGCGGUGGUCUGAGUCUGGCUCCCCCACCAAGGUGGGUGAGUGGAAUGUGGCUCUCCCUGCUGGCACCCUAGUCAAGGUUUUGGCCGAUUAUUGUGCUGUGAAGGAGGAUGAAAUAUCAGUAUCUCGAGGGGAGACCAUCCAGGUUAUUUCGUCCAAUUCCUUGAGAGGAUACUUGGUGCACCGUGCAGCCACAUCCAGCAGUCCAGCAGCAGAGGGCUGGGUGCCUUCCAGUGUCAUCCUUCCCUCUGCCAAUCCUGAGAACAUUAUCAGCCCACCUGCCUCUCCUCUGAGCGUCGUCCCGCCCUAUGAAUCUCAGAUGAAGAAGCCUUGGAUGAAGUUCCGCAAGCCAUCCUUCUCCAAGCGAGAUCAGCAGCAGCGCCAGAACUCUCAGAAGAGGGAAGAGCCUGUGCCUGAAUUACCAGCAGUCUGCUCGGCCUCUCAUUUACCCAGCAGGCAGAUGACAGUCUCCCUCAUCAACCCGUAUCAUUCAGACACUGAGAACCACUAUGUCCAGCACACUGAGAAAGCUCCCAGUGGAUGUGUUCCAGCUUCCCCAGAAUCUCCAGUCAGAAUAAUAACACCAAUGAGGAAUGUCACUGUGUGUCCGGGAGAGCCAGCAGAGAUGGUGUGUGUGAUAUCCGUGGCUGGGCUGUGGCUGGAAUCCACCAUGGUCACUUGGUCUGGACCCCAUGGCCAGUUGACUGAUCCGCGCUUUGAAAUGGAGCAGCAUCGCGAUGGCACCCUGAGGCUGCACCUGGGAAGCUGUCGUGUCACUGAUGCAGGCGAAUACACUUGCACCAUCUCCUGUGCCGGCCAUUCCAUCGCCUGCUCGGCACGCAUCAAUUUGGCCCACGAUGUAAUAGAAGAGGAAGACGAGACUGCCGUGAAAAGCGAGGUGAAAGAGGCGUGUGUCGCGGAGGCUGGCGGCGAGGCGGGGGAGGAGGAGGAGCUACAGCUGGAGGAGGAAGAUGGAGAGGCUUCAAGGACUUCAGAUCAGAUUACUUGGCUGUCGGGAUUUCAGAGGAAAUACUCAGUUAUGCAUGACCUUGGGAAGGGAAGAUUUAGCGUGGUGAAACGGUGUCAAAGAAACAGUGACGGGGUGGAAGUGGCGGUAAAGUUCGUGCGGCGCGCGAGACAGGAGCGUCCAGCCACCGAGCGUGAGUACCUCCUGCUGCGCCGCCUGCAGCAUCCCUCCCUCAUCCGAUCCAUCGCCCUGUACAAUGCUACCCCUAAGUUUGACAUCCUCGUCUUGGAACUGAUAAUGGGUCUUCCUCUUCUGGAUUGGAUUUUUACACGGGAAGAAACAACAGAAUCUGAGUGUGCUGUGCUGGUGAAGCAGGUAGUGCAAGGUCUGCAAUACCUCCACUCCUCCCAGGUCGCCUACCUCGACCUCAAGCCUGAGAAUCUCUUAGUUGACAUCCUAAGAACAAAGAAUGAAGAUGGUGUGUGCAGCAUUUGCCCAGAUGAGAGCCUGCCAGCCGUCCGUCUCAUUGACUUUGGCAAUGCAAGGAGUGUAUGUGAGAAAACCCCCAGUGAAAAAAGUGGUCCAGUGACUCCUGUUAAAGAACUGGUAGUGCCACCUGAGUGUCCACCUUUAGUUCUUGGAUCCCCUGAAUUCAUGUCUCCAGAGAUCCUGGCAAGAAAGAAUGUUGGGAUCCCAGCAGAUUAUUGGGGUCUUGGGGUCCUCAUUUAUGUUCUAGUGAGUGGUCGAUCUCCCUUUCUUGGUGCAUCACCUGAGGCUACCUGCAGAAACAUCCUGGCUGGUGAUCUGAGGUUCCCUGUGGAAUACUUUGCAUCAGUGACCCAGGAAGCUUGUGACUUAAUUCAUGACUUGCUGGCUUAUAAGCCUGAGGACCGGGUGGAGCUGCAGGGUGCCCUUAGUCAUCAAUGGUUUAACAUGGAGGAAUGUGAAAGUGUUCUCCCUAUACAGUCUCUUGCUGAUUACUCCUUCAGGAGGUCUAAAGUGGCAUCAUCAGUGCAGAUCAUAACACCACAGAGUUCAUCAAAAUGAGUUUUUUUUAUGGUUUAUUUACUGUUAUGAGAAGGUUGCUUGAAUAAUUCCAAAGUCAGCUACAGGGAGGGGCAAACUCUUCUAAUCUCCUGCAGGACCAUGCUUGUGGCCUAACCAUGUGUCACUUAAAUCUUAUCACUGCUUCUGGCAUUCAAGGGAAGCAGUUCCUUUACUACACUAAAAGCUUCACAAAAAAGGUUAUUCCUCACCUCUUAUAAGAAGUAAUAUUUAAGUAUUUAUUAAAAUUAUUUACUCUUUCUCUUUAGGUAGAUAUGUAAAUGAAAUUGGGAUCUCAGUUAUGUAUUUAAUAGCAAUUUACAUGUAUGACUGCAGCUUCUUAGGAGUGACAAUAUUUCUUUCAGAGUCUUAACCAAUACAACUUAAUUAUUCUAUUUUUGGAGCUUUCCACACAAUUUAAACAAAAUUCAUGUGGCUCAGAAAGGUUAUGACAGUGAGCACAAAUAUUUCCUUCCUUUCUGUUUUGUCUACAAGUGCCUGCACAGUUUUUAUUACAUCACAGUAAAUACGAAAUAAUAAGAAAGAAUACAAGGGUCACUAAUAAAAUGCUGUAUUCCUCUACACCAGUACUCAAAUGACAGAACAUUCUCGUAGAUGGUAAAAAGAUAACUAUUAUAUAAAUUUGUUGCCAAUGCAGCUAUUAAUUAGUUCAUAAAAUUAUAUAGUAUUUUCAUGAUUGGUGAUUGUAUAUUAAUUUAUGUGCUCGACAACACUAGUCAUAUAAAAAUGUAUAAAUAGCUAACAAAACUAAAAUAUUUUAUUACAGAUGGGUCUUUGUAUUCCACUAGCCAGAAAUUGUGGUUUUGAAGAUUCAUAUAGAGGUGUUUAGCGUUUCAGUGAAUGCAUUGUAUUUUAUCUAGAUUAUUAAUAUAUUAUGUAAUCAUUCUGCCUAAUUAAUCAUUCUGCCUAAUCAUAAGUUUUCCAGGAACCAAAUGCAGACAUAGCCUGUACAUCAAAGCAGCUUACUUGAAUGAUAGGCCUACACAUUAGCUUAAUAACUUGGUAGGUUUGACAUGAUUCUGUACACUACAAUAUUUCAAGCAGUUACUAUGGCAGUCUGAAAUGCUUUAUAUUCAACAUUUUUUGUUUUGAAGGCUACAUGAAACAGGAAUAAUGGAGAGCAAUUUGAUGAGAGAAAAUACAAAAUUAACUUACAAAAAUCAAAAUGCUAACUAAACUGCCAAGAAUUGUUGUACUAUAAUUCUUUCAUAUUUAAUGAAAAUCCCUUAGA